Messenger RNA from Bipolaris maydis ATCC 48331, 552 nucleotides. Its product is annotated as carbohydrate-binding module family 63 protein. The record is from RefSeq and is a predicted model, not a curated record. Lineage: Eukaryota; Fungi; Ascomycota; Dothideomycetes; Pleosporales; Pleosporaceae.
AUGUGCUCCUUGACAGGAUACAAGCUCCCCAGUGGCAUCUUCGGCACUGCGCUCACCGACUCUGAUUGGGAUUCCGCCAACGCUUGCGGUACCUGCGUUAGCGUCACUGGUCCUUCUGGCGACAAGAUUACUGCCAUGGUUGUCGAUCAAUGCCCUGGAUGCGGUCCUCACCACCUCGACCUCUUCCCCGACGCUUUCAAGAAGCUCGCUGAUCCCUCCAAGGGAAUAAUCGACGUCUCUUGGGAGGUUGUUCCUUGCGGCAUCACCACCCCCAUUAUCCUCAAGAACAAGUCGGGUACCAGCGCUAACUGGUUCUCCAUGCAAGUCAUGAACUCCAACGUCGAGGUCACCUCUCUCGAUGUCUCGACCGAUGGUGGCAAGACCUGGAAGGGCACCAAGAGGCAGCCUUACAACUUCUUCGAGAACUCGGCUGGCUUCGGUACUGACUCCGUCGACGUCAAGAUUACCAGCUCCGGCGGCCAAUCUAUCAUCGUCCAAGGUGUCAGCGUUGCCUCUGGCACCACCAAGACUGGCACCAGCAACUUUGCUUAA